Molecule: messenger RNA, 1041 nt
Organism: Budorcas taxicolor (takin)
Lineage: Eukaryota; Metazoa; Chordata; Mammalia; Artiodactyla; Bovidae
Product: E3 ubiquitin-protein ligase RNF167-like
Exons: 1
Coding region: 79-1041 (320 amino acids)
Biological process (GO): protein ubiquitination; positive regulation of DNA-templated transcription; ubiquitin-dependent protein catabolic process
Cellular component (GO): cytoplasm; nucleoplasm
Molecular function (GO): ubiquitin protein ligase activity
Source: RefSeq, a predicted model, not a curated record
GUGGUUGUGGCCACUCUGCUGUGGGGAGCAUCCCCUGUCAGGGGACUCAUUCGAGCGACUUCGGACCACAAUGGCAGCAUGGAAUUUGCAGACCUCCCAGCUCUCUUUGGGGCUGACUUGAGUCAGGAAGGACUUAAGGGGUUUCUCGUGGAGGCUCAGCCAGCCAACGCCUGCAGCCCCAUUGCCCCACCUCCCCCAGCCCGGGCCAACGGAUCAGUUUUCAUUGCACUGCUUCGAAGAUUCGACUGCAAAUUUGACCUCAAGGUCCUACAUGCUCAGAAGGCCGGGUAUGGUGCAGCCGUGGUCCACAAUGUGAAUUCAAAUGAACUGCUGAACAUGGUGGGGAGUAACGAAGAAGUCCAGCAGCAGAUCUGGAUCCCCUCUGUGUUCAUCAGCGAAAAGAGCUCUAAGUACCUGCGUGCCUUCUUCAUCUACCAGCAGGGAGCUCAGGUGCUUCUGGUCCCUGACAAUGGAUUCGUCUUGACCUAUUUCUUCAUCCUUUUCUAUGGGAUUUUGGCAAUGUUCAUUUUGGGCAUGGGAGCCAUAGUGAUAGUUCAUUGUAUCCGUUUCCAGAAUCAGCGCUGGCGGAAUCGGCUGACCAAAGAGCAACUGAAACAGAUUCCUACCCACGACUAUCGCAAGGGAGACCAGUAUGAUGUGUGUCCCAUCUGCCUAGACGAAUAUGAGGACGGGAACAAGCUGAGGGUCCUCCCCUGCGCUCAUGCCUAUCACUGCCGCUGUGUGGACCCGUGGCUCACUCAGACCAAGAAGACGUGCCCUAUUUGUAAGCAGCCUGUUUGCCAGAAUCUUGGGGAGGAGGAGCAGGAGGAAGGAACUCAGGUGCAAGUGGGCCGGGAGCAAAGAGACCUGAGAAGCCUCCCUGCCUCAGAACGGACCUCACUUCUGGGCUCCAGCACCAUACUUCCCACUAACUUUGGCUCCUUAGCCCCGGCCCCCUUUGUGUUUCUUGGGUCUUCAACAGAUGGCUCAUACUCUCCAUCCUCCUCUUCCUCUUCCUCUUCCGCUGUCAAUCUCAUCUGA